UAACCGUCCCCUCUGACCCCUCUCGCCAUCUCUCUCCGUUAGAUUUUUUACUCUUUUAUUAAUUUCCAAUCUCUCUCUCUCUCUCUCUCUUCUGUUCAUCGUUCCUUUUCUUAUUCUAAUUCCAUAAAAUAACCUCAUUCCCCCGGUUUCAAGGAAUGGCAGAGAAAUCGUGCAUUAAGCGCCUUCAGAAAGAAUACAGAGCACUUUGUAAGGAACCAGUUUCUCAUGUUGUUGCUCGUCCAUCCCCAAGUGACAUUCUCGAAUGGCAUUAUGUGCUGGAAGGGAGUGAAGGAACACCUUUUGCAGGUGGAUAUUACUAUGGAAAGAUCAAGUUCCCUCCUGAGUAUCCCUACAAACCUCCUGGAAUCACCAUGAUCACCCCCAAUGGACGGUUUAUGACACAGAAGAAAAUAUGCUUGUCCAUGAGUGAUUUUCAUCCAGAAAGUUGGAAUCCAAUGUGGUCUGUAUCAAGCAUACUCACAGGGCUUCUAUCUUUCAUGAUGGAUAACAGUCCUACCACUGGCAGUGUAAACACUACAGCUGCUGAGAAGCAACGCCUGGCAAAAACAUCCCUUUCUUUUAAUUGUAAAAACCCGACAUUCAGAAAAUUGUUUCCAGAGUAUGUCGAUAGGUACAAGAAGCAGCAGCAGCUCAUUUCAGAGCAUUCCUCACCUGAAUCACCUCAAGGAGAAAAUUCAAAACCCAAGACGGAAAAACUUGUAGACUCUUCGGGGGAAGAUGUUAAAAAAGUCAUUCCAAGAAGAAAACAGCCGUUCCCAACAUGGAUGAUGCUGUUGCUAGUUUCCGUCUUUGGAAUCGUGAUGGCAUUGCCGUUGCUUCAACUUUAGUAUGAACUGGGGUACAACACGGCAAAAUUCGGUUAUGGUUAGUGAUAUAUACAGUGUCUAGUUGAGGGAAUCCUCUUUCAAUGCUCCUUAGGGUUGUGAUGUUCUGAAAACAAUGUAUAGGGGAGUUUGAUACAAGAUUCCUAGGAGAGUAAGUUGGAUCUUGACUGAUUAUUUCUUCUAUGUGAAGUUGGUGUUGGUAAUUUAACGAGUGAGAUUGAAAAAAAUACAUGGCUUGAAAUGUUGGUCGAUUUUUAGUUCGACUGUCAUAAUUUUUAUACUUUUAUCCUCUUUAUACUCUGAAA
Molecule: messenger RNA, 1150 nt
Organism: Gossypium raimondii (Peruvian cotton)
Lineage: Eukaryota; Viridiplantae; Streptophyta; Magnoliopsida; Malvales; Malvaceae
Product: ubiquitin-conjugating enzyme E2 34-like
Exons: 10
Coding region: 156-848 (230 amino acids)
Source: RefSeq, a predicted model, not a curated record